AUGCAGCCAUUAUCGCGAUACCUCCCGUUCUCCUCCUCGAUCACAUCCCUGCAGGCGCUCACAUACCUCCUCGGCGUCUCGCUCUUCUCCAUCUCCUUCCUCGUCUUCCUCAACAGCUCCGUCUCGUUCGUCGUCACCGACCUCAUUGGCCAGAAACAUGGCGUCGGAAACGUCGUCGGCACGCUCGGCUUCGCUGACGAGCUCGUUGCGCUCGUCGCCUGUCCCGCCUGGGGCCUGGCCUCGGAUCGGCUGGGUGUGCGAUGGGUCGCCACGAUCGGGUACACGCUGAUUGGCCUCGCACUGGCCAUCUUCGUCCAGGCGAGGAACGUGUACCCCCAGCUCCUUCUCGCUCGCAUCUUCUUCGCCGUGGGCGCGUCGGCAUCGGCGACCAUGGUGACAGCCAUCCUACCUGUGCUGACUGACGAAGCCGACGACCGGAAUGGGUUCGCGACGAGGCGCAAGCCGACGCACAUCUCCCGGCACAGCACAGCCUUCUCCGUCGAGUCGGAGUUGACGAUUACACCGGAGCGAUACACCGACAGUGCCCCGAGGGACGAAGAUGAAGAUGAGAAUGGCACGGCAUCCAAAGCGCCGGCGCUGGCUGGGUUCGUCGGUCUCUUCACUGGAUGCGGAGCUCUGGUGGCACUGUCCUUGUUCCUCCCAUUGCCGACCAGAUUUGGCGCAAUUGAUAAGGUGACACCGGGUGAAGCUGUGACAUAUAGUUUCUACGUUGUGGCCGUCGUGGCAUUGCUCGUCUCAGUCUUUGUAUUUCUGGGAUUGCGGGGUUUGAAGGGUGAAGAGGGGAAGGGAUGGAGAAUGCUCCUGGGCCGGAGGCCAAGGUUUGCGCAGUUCGAUGCUCUUGACGAGGAGGAUCAGGAGAUGGUCCCAUAUCUGCGGUUACUCAAGGAGUCCUUCCUCCUCGGGUUUACCGACCGCAAGAUCUGUCUUGGCUAUGUUGGUGGAUUUGUGGCUCGGGCAUCAUCUGUUGCCAUCUCGCUCUUCAUCCCCGUGUUUGUCAAUACUUUCUUCAUUGACAGGGGAUUCUGCCACGGUUCGCCAAAUGACCCUUCGCAAGAGUUGAAGGAGGAGUGCAAGUCAGCCUAUGUUCUGUCGUCGAUCCUGACUGGCGUUUCGCAGCUCGUCGCCCUCCUUUGCGCCCCGGCCUUUGGGUACCUGUCUCGUCGGACUGGUAGGGUAAAUUGGCCCAUCGUUGUCGCCACUGUGUUUGGCAUGGUUGGGUACAUCGUUUUCCCACAUCUGCCCAGCCCUGAGAUCAAGAACGUGGAUGGUCGAGGUGGCAGUCCUUUUAUCUUCCUUGUGGUUGCCCUCAUUGGCGUGAGCCAGAUUGGUGCCAUCGUAUGCAGCCUGGGGAUCCUGGGACAGGGCAUUAACCAGGUAGACGCGCCCAGGACCGACCGACGGGAGCCGCUCAUCGCUCCCGGUCUCAGCGAGGAUGGAAACGAGGACGAGGACGACUCGGCCGAGGCGGAUCCCCUGAUGAGCAACUUCACGGAAGAUGAACCUGUAACGCGAAUGAAGCUAAAAGGUUCCAUCUCAGGGGUAUACUCUCUCUUUGGCGGUGCUGCUAUUCUCCUGCUCACCAAACUCGGCGGGUAUCUGUUUGACAAGCUCUCUACUGGUGCGCCUUUCUAUAUGAUGGCAAUUUUCAACGCAGUUCUACUUGGCGUCAGCUUGUGCUUGGACGCUUCUCAAACAUAUUCUAGAACGAAGCUUAGCUAG
This is a messenger RNA of Clonostachys rhizophaga, 1740 nucleotides long. NCBI's taxonomy places the organism in Eukaryota, Fungi, Ascomycota, Sordariomycetes, Hypocreales, Bionectriaceae. The record is from the annotation of a GenBank genome assembly.